AUGUCAUUUAAUUUUGCCUCUUUAAAGAAAAACUUACAGGAUUUGUCAUCAUCGGCUAUACAGGCCGCAAAUGAAGCUCAAUUAGAUCAAAAACUUAAAAAUCUCUCAGAAACAGUUACUUCGACCACUUCCCAAUUGCCAAAUUUUGCUGCUAAGACACAACGUUAUGUAGAGGAAAAAAUUGGUCGUGUUACCGAUAUAUCUCAGUUGCCUUCAGAAUUUGUUGAAUUAGAUAACAGAGUCUUAAGAUAUAAAAUUUGUUAUCAAUCUUUACUAAAAGUUACUUCCACUUUUGAUAAUCCAAGUUAUGAUUAUCCACAACAUAUUAGAGACUCUGUUAAUGAUUUUUCCAACAAUGUUGCCAGCAAAAUCACAGAUUUGAGUCGUGCCACUUCUACCACUGAAGCUCAAAAUAUUUUAUUGAGUAACAACGCAAACUUGUCUCAACCAAAAACUUUAAAUUUUGCCCUAUCCAAAGCUUCUCUACAAAGUUGUGAGUUGUUAAACAAAUCUUCUGAGGAUGAACUGGUAGCUAGUGCAUUAUUAGAAUUCAGUAGUUCUGAAGCUAAGAUCGGUGAAUUCAGACUGCAACAAGAUACUAUGAUACAAACUAGGUUUAAUAAGAAAAUUAGAACUAUGUUAGAAAGCAACUUUAAAGAUGCCGGCAGUUCUAAGGGAACCGUGGAAAGUUGUAGAUUAGAUUAUGAUAUUGCUAGGUCUAACUUGGCAAACAAUACUCAACCAGAAAAAGACGCCUUAUUGAGAGUUGACAUGGAAAAUAAAGAAGAUAAAUUUGCACAAGCCACAGAAGAUGCAAUUGUUGUCUUCACUCGCGUUUUAAAUAAUGUGAAGGUUAUUGAUUUAUUAAAGUCAUUUGCUCAAGCUCAGUUAGAUUACCACAAAAAAUGUAUACAAGUUUUAUCCGACUUGUCCUUCGGUGAUGUUGAUGAUGAUUUUGGAGAAGAAAAUACUGUUGCUGCCACCCCUGAAAAGCCAGCCGUUUCUGCUGCUGCUGCUGCUGCCACUACUACUACGACUGGUCCAGCUAAUUAG
Messenger RNA from Saccharomycodes ludwigii, 1053 nucleotides. RefSeq names its product Gvp36p (gene GVP36). The record is from RefSeq and is a predicted model, not a curated record. Bases 1 to 1053 code for a protein of 350 amino acids. The transcript has a single exon. NCBI's taxonomy places the organism in Eukaryota, Fungi, Ascomycota, Saccharomycetes, Saccharomycodales, Saccharomycodaceae.